Messenger RNA from Andrographis paniculata, 1233 nucleotides. RefSeq names its product mediator-associated protein 2-like. The record is from RefSeq and is a predicted model, not a curated record. NCBI's taxonomy places the organism in Eukaryota, Viridiplantae, Streptophyta, Magnoliopsida, Lamiales, Acanthaceae. The transcript is spliced from 5 exons. Bases 244 to 924 code for a protein of 226 amino acids.
CCCUCCCUUUCCUUCCCCUCCUAAAACCUUCAAACCAAACAGACAAUAGGGUUUAUCCGUCUCUCGUCUUCUUCGUCCUUCCUCUGUCUUUUCCCGGAAAUCGUUUUUCAUCAUCUCUUCUGUGAGACUGUGACUGGCUUCUUUGGCGUGUCCUCUAAGCCAGGGUAGCUUCGGCGUCCUCGUCUUAUCGUUUUCUUCUUCCGCUCUUUCGUCGGAGGCUUUUGGAGUUGAAUUCAUCAAAGUAUGGAAGUUUCCGCUUCUACAUCAUCUUACCAGCCUUUGGCAGGAUUUGUGGAGGACAAAAAGGAUCCACUCAUUGAUCUAGAUUUGACAGACUCAACUGAGCUAUGGCUUAUCCAGUGGCCCAUUAAUGAGCCUCCUGAUUUUGAUGGGCACCAGGUGUCCCUCAACCUUAAAAUGGAUGGACAUGUCGGCACCUUUGAGGGGUCUUCAGGAAAAUCAUAUGAACUGGUUAGUUUAAAAUCCCAAGGUCCUGAGGUUACAGUAUUCUUGUCUUCAGCAUCAGAGGCAAAAAUUGCUGGGAAGAUCUCCAGGCGGAUCUCAUUGGUUCAUUACCCGGAGCCAAGUGAACUUCAACAAGGCAAGACCCAAAGCCACGCUCAGCGAUCUUCCAUGGCUACAUCAACCAUUUCUGGUCGCAGUCUGCAUGCUCCUGCUCGAAGCAUUAGGCCUAAAGACUCCAAAGCAGGGAACCAAUUUGCUACUCCAAGUGGUAGAACAAAGAGUACUAUUUCGGGAUCUGUAGAGCCCUCCAAGAGGAAACAAAAGCUAAAUAAGCAGAGACUAUCCACGAAUUGCUCGACCCAUGAUUCGGAGAAAGUAAAUAGCGGCCUUACGGAUACCUUAUUGUUGGAGCAUUCGGAGAAAAGAAAAUCAAAGAAGGCAAAGAAGAGCGCCAGUUAAAACCGUACACGUACAAAAGAAAUAGAUUCUAACUUGUUUGGCCUUUUGUUAUGAUUUUUGUAAUUUUUUAAAUUCUUCAAGUUUCGUUCUAGUAACGUUACUAGAUAGUGAUGAAUUGAAAUAGGGAUUUGUUGAUAUUUUGAGAGGAAAAAGAAAAAGGAAAAGGAAAAUGUGUGGAUGCAUAGUGAAGUUAAGAUAGAGGAUUGAUAACAUACUCAGCAAACUUGAUUCUGCAAAAACAACAAAUACAUUGAUACUUAUGUAAGUGUUCUCUAAUAAUUCUGUUGGCACUGUGUGUUUAUUGGAUUU